ACACUUUCAUUAAGAAUUCAUUGCCGCCCAAAUUACCCAAAACUUUUAUUUUAAAAUUCAACCUAUCCGUUAAAUUUAUUUUGUACAAUAUUUGGCAAUUUUCCUGGUCGAUAAUUUGUGUAAUCGAUAGUACGACAUAAAACGUGAGAAACAAUGUAAUCGAUAGAUAAUGUUAUCCAGCAGCUGUUGUUCUGUUGUCAUGUUAAUUUUAAUUUUAUUUUGAACGUCAUUCUCCGAUUCUUAAAGGUUGAGUCGAGUGGAAUAGCUAAUCUUCAUCAAUCCGUUUAUAUCAUAUAAAAAAUCAGUUAUUCAGUUUUGUGCAAUAAUUAAAAUAAUAAAAGAACGAGCAACGGCAGAUUUCCCGGGGGCCCACUGUUAAUAACAUUUUAGUCAAUGUUAAAGUUUAUGGGUGCCCAUAUCUGUAUGGGUAACCAGUGCCAGUGUUCGACAAAGCAAGAUAGCGAAAAGCAACCACUCAUCAAACCGGCAUUAGCACCGAAAAAGCGAGAAUUAUUCGCCCAAGCUUAAGACCAAGUUAUUGUAGAGUAGACGCCAACGCAUGCAAGAAUGACGCGCACAAACACCAAUUGCAUCCUAGCACUUCUCGGCGCUCUCUUCGCCCUGGAGCUGGUGACGAGCUCCGAAAACAAUGAGUACAUGAAGCGGGAACAUAGCCUGGUGCGUCCAUUUCAAGGCGUUGGCGUUAUACUCCCCCAUUGGGACUUUCUGGGCAACACAAUGGUUACCAGCAGCUAUAUAAGACUGACACCGGAUUUGCAAUCAAAAAGCGGUGCACUGUGGAAUUAUUCGCCUGUCAUGGGACGCAAUUGGGAGGUUCACGUUGGGUUCAAAGUGCAUGGCAAGGGUCAUGAGCUAUUUGGCGAUGGCUUUGCCAUUUGGUAUACAAAGGAUCGAAUGCAAACUGGUCCAGUUUUUGGCAGCAAAGAUCAUUUCUCUGGACUGGCCAUCAUACUGGACACGUACAGCAAUCACAAUGGACCGCAUAAUCACCAGCAUCCGUAUUUGAGUGCGAUGGUGAACAACGGCACCUGGAGCUAUGAUCAUGAUCGAGACGGCACCCACACACAGCUGGCCGGGUGCGAAGUGCGCUUCCGCAAUGUUGACUAUGAAACCUUUAUUAGCAUACGUUAUGAGAACGAUGUGCUCUCCGUUUCGACGGAUCUAGAGAAUCGAAACGAAUGGAAAAACUGCUUUGUGGUUAACAACGUCGAAUUGCCAACGGGCUAUUACUUUGGCCUAUCGGCGACAACGGGCGAUUUGUCCGAUGCCCACGACAUACACACCUUCAAGUUCUUCGAUAUUGACACAACAAUCACUCACGAGGAGAUUAUGCGACGUAGCAAUAUUAUUCCAAAUGCCAAAACGUUUGAAGCGCCGCGCGAGCACAAGGAUGAUCCGAAGCCGGGAAUGUCAAAUGCCAAAAUAUUCUUCAUAUUGUUAUUGGCAGUGCUGGUGACGGCGGGCGUGGCUAUAUUUGCCAUAUCCUAUUUCAAGGAUCGCAAUGCGCGAAAACGUUUCUACUGAAGAAUAAAGCAGGAACACCAACAACAGCAACCAAACCUAGGCAUAGUCAAUCAAGAAAGCAUCUUGUUCCAAACCGAGCAACAGCUGACAAGUUGUCAUGUCCUUUUUAACAGUUAAUUUAUAUAUUGAAUGUACCCAUUACGAUAUUUGUUCAUAAGUUAUCUAGAUUAUCCUGUUUCUGUUAGGUGUUCUAUUUUUUCUUUUUUUACUGCAGAAAAAUGUGAGCGUAGUAACUCCAUAUGUAAAGUAACAACAACGAAACAAAGGCAAAUGGGCAAUUGUUAAAUUUAA
Molecule: messenger RNA, 1836 nt
Organism: Drosophila grimshawi
Lineage: Eukaryota; Metazoa; Arthropoda; Insecta; Diptera; Drosophilidae
Product: vesicular integral-membrane protein VIP36
Exons: 5
Coding region: 568-1545 (325 amino acids)
Biological process (GO): Golgi organization; endoplasmic reticulum to Golgi vesicle-mediated transport; endoplasmic reticulum organization
Cellular component (GO): endoplasmic reticulum-Golgi intermediate compartment; Golgi membrane; endoplasmic reticulum membrane
Molecular function (GO): D-mannose binding
Source: RefSeq, a predicted model, not a curated record